UACGCUGUGUUUGCCUCGGCUGCGUGUCCCGCUUUGGCCUCGCAGCCCUCUGGAGCGGCCCCAUGGCAGCGGUCUAUUCGGGCGUCCACCUGAAGCUGAAGAGCGCGAAGACCUCCUGGGAAGACAAACUCAAGCUAGCCCAUUUCGCAUGGAUUUCUCACCAGUGCUUUCUUCCUAAUAAAGAGCAAGUAUUGCUUGACUGGGUAAGCCAUACAUUGGUUUCAUACCACAACAAGAAACUUGAGCUGGAGGAUGAAGUCGUUGAGAAACUCUGGGCAUAUCURGACAAUGUUAUCCACAGUAGAAGACUACAGGAUCUUUUAAAGAAUGGAAAGACAAUCAAUCUCAGUUUUGCUAUUGCACAGGUCAUAAAUGAAAGGUUGUCGCAGUCCUGCUCCCGAAAGGCACGGCAGAGCAUUGGCACGGUGCUGAGCUGCUCCAGCGGCAUCCUUUCCACUCCUUCGCUCGCCGUCAUCUACACAGCUAAGUGUGAGCUUUUGGUCGAUCUCCUCAGCAAGCUGUCUGAGCUGGCUUGUCAGCAGCUGGCUUCUGAUGAUGCUGUGAGCUCCCAGCUGUUCAGCACUCUGCAGCUUACCUUUGCUCAGUACCUCCUGAUCCAGAGGCAGCAGACCAACCCAAAUCGUGUCUUUGGGCAGGUGGCAAGCCACUUGCUCCAGCCAUGCCUGCUCCUGAGGCACUUGCUGACGGUGAGGAACUGGACACAGGCAGAUGACAGCCACGUGCGUCAGCACUGGAGCAGGGAAAUCCGAAAUCAAGUAGAGGUUCUGCUGCAAGCUGGACUGUUCCAGCCUGAGCUCUUCUCUUCCUACAGAGAAGAGCUGCUGCCAGAGCAGGAACAGCAGGAGAAGAAAAAAGGAGCUCUGAAGAGUCUUUUGCUACCGGUUGACACAAUUCGGACCAAGCUGGGCAGUGACUUUUGUGAACCUGCUCUCCAUGGGGCUGUUGUGGCAGGUUCAGUGUCCCUGCUCUACAAGCUCUUUCUGGACUCUUACAGCAAGGGAGAAAACGCCCUGCUGUGCUUCCACAUGUUCAGCAGGCUCUUCGACUGCCUCAGGCUCUCUGGCCUGCAGCAGGGUGCGAGGGGKGAUGAGCUGUCCCCCACAGGCUGGAGCACAGAGCUGCUUGCCUUGGAGCAGCUCUUGAGCUCGGUGCUGAGCUGCGAUAUCUACAACGUGGCCAGCGACCGCAUCCGGCACAAGGGGGUGCAGUUUGGCUUCUACCGGCGGCUGGCGCAGCUGCUCGUGCGGCACGCCCAGGCAGCCAUCCCUGCUUGGUUCCGGUGCCUCAAACUCCUCAUAGCCUUAAACCACCUCAUCGUGGAGCCAAACCUGCGGGACUUAGUGGCCUCUGCCUGGAUCGAUGCAAAGGCCUGUGAGCCACGCACAAAGAGGCCCCAGGAGGCUCUUAUCGGCGYCGUGUUUCAGACCUACUGCAAGCUGCGGCAGUUCCCGCGGCUCUUCGAGGAGGUGCUGGCUGUCGUUUGCCAGCCAGCUGCUGACGAGCUGAGAGCACCCGUGCUGUCUGCUGGCCUGACGGCCAAGCUUCGCGAGUGCCUCCUGGAGCUCCCACCCAACCAGAUUCUGGACAUUUUGUGUCUCGUAGUGGAGAAGUGCCAGACUCUGAUCAUUCCCGCUCUUGAGAGCGAUUCGAACAUGGUCUGGAAGCUGAUGUCCCUCAGCUCGGUGCUGCACGCUUUUCUGUUCAACAUGAGGAGCCUGGAUGAUGUGACCCCAGCCCCUGUGGUCCUUCGCACCCAGARUCUGCUGGCAGGGAUACAGAAUGAAAUAAUCCAGCCCCUGCUGGAACUGCUGCAGGCUCCUAGAGAAGAGGACUCGGAGCUUUGGUUAAGGAAGGCCAGUGACUCUGCCYUACUUCUUGUUUACACUUGGGUUGAAAUAAACACUUUAUUUGGUAUUAGUUGCAGCAAGUAUGUGUCUCCAUCAGCUGAAAUUGCUGCUACUGCAACUGCUGGAGUGCACAUGGGCAUUUCUGCUCUCCUCCCUGGUGUUGAGGAACAGUGUUGGGAAAAAGUCACGGCACUUGCAAGUAGUUUUGCCUCCACUGGUAAAUAUUGCCUGGAACUGCUCACACUCCAGAAAAUGAAGAUGAUUUUAAUGCAGACAAAGGGUGAUCCCCAGGCCUUGCAGCAUGCUGCAGCUUUCAUCGUGGAGUCUGGAAGAUCCAGCAUGAAUAAGGGAGAAACUGGACCUUGGGAUGGAGAUGUAAGUGCAGUAAAUGAUCUCACCUACCCCACAGCACACUGGCAUCUUGUCGUUUCCAACCUGACUAUUCUKUUGCCGUAUCUUUCCUUGAAAGAUGUGGAGUACAUUGCCAGCGUGCUUCUGGAGACAUCGGUAUUGGCCAAAGCCCAGGAAGCUGAUGGAGACCAGGAGGCUGCCAUCAGCAUUGGAAAGGUGUCUCUUAGUUUGCUGCAUAGUCCCUUUCUCCCAGAAAUGAAGGUGCUGCACUGUGCUUUUCUGAGCAGCCUUAUUCAUCAAUUCAGUAAGGUGCUGCACCCUGCCAGAGGUUCUGUAGAUCUGCCGCUGCAACAGCUGUCUGCAGAUAACAUCCCUUGGCACGAAGAGAUCCUGUCUCCUUGGAAAAGUGCUGACCUGSUGGAGACACAAUCAGAAAACAAGCCACCAAAGGAUGACUUCAACACGGCUUGGAAAACGCUGGAGAAAGCUGCCCAAUGUGUAUUACUGCUAGYGAAAAAUGGUUCUCCUCUCAUCCUGAAAGAAAAUCAGCUAGAAAGCUGCUUGAGCUUGCUAGAAAUCGCUUCUCUUCUGAAACUGGACAAUCUUUUUCCCUCAGACUGUAUCCGGUGUCAUCUCUUGCUGCUGUCCUUGGUAGCCAACACCAGGGCUAAUGCYUCUUGCAGCAAGGUGCUAUCACUGAAAUUUUUCCGGACCUGCUUCCACCUUCUGAGGUGCCUGCAAGCUGGCCGCAAUGCCAACUCUGUUUUUAAGGUUUUUCAUGCCAGUGAUGCUCUUGAGGCUCUAAUGACCUCCCAGUUCACGAUCAGCAAGUUCUUUGUUAAUACUCUGACUGAUCCUGCCUGGGCAGAGUAUCUCCAGGAAGCACAAACCUUUCUGGAGCACUUUCUUCAGAUAAUUGUUGAACGACGCCAGAGUGUGAGAAUCAAUUUGGAGAAGUUCCUGUCUUUCCUGGUGAGCUGCAAGCCAGAUGCUGGGGAAGCCAGAAGUAAAUGCUGUAAAAACUGGAAUCCUGCAGCUGGGCAGCUGCUGCUCAUGGCGUUUACCACCCUGUGCCAUGUCAUCACCCUUUACCUUCAGCAGCAGCCAGAAAAGAAGCUGCAGUCUGGGGAUGUGCUGCCGGCUCUGCUGGAGCCAGCAAUCCUGGAGCUGGGACGAGCUGUGGAGCAAGGUCUGCAGAGCAACGUGCAAAGCCAGCCCUUGCCCAUAGCGUUCAUACCGUCUGUCACUACUCUCCUCAAGGCGGAUCUGAGCCAUGCCCUCUGUAAAGGGGGCUGGCAGAAGAACCCUAAAGACCUCGGGGAAUUUUUGGAGCGCCCCCAUAUUAAGCUCUAUCAAAAGUUUUWCUCUCAGAUACUGAGAGAGCUGCCCUCUGCAGGAGGUCACCUCCAGUUCCUUCAGUCCGCCUUGCGGUUCUUAACCGUCUUCUGCUCAAUACCUGAUCUGUCUCCUGGAAAAGAAAAUGCAGUGACUGUGGUUUAUGCUGUAAAAAAGCUUCUUGCUGGUCCUGAAAUCACAGGCCAGGUGAUUCAAAAUCUAGAGAUGGAACUGACAGAGCUGCUUGUCCAGCUGCUGGGAAGCUGCUCUGCUGAAGAGUUUUAUGCCAUAAUGAGGCUCUUUCUGCAGGGACUUGAAGUGAAGAACGUUUGGCAACAGAAUGCUAAAGAAGUGGUGUCAGCUGUUACUCUAAUCAAAUUGUUGCUCAGCUGCCCAUUAAGUGGAGACAAGGAAAAAGCUUUCUGGUUUGCCAGCCCACAGAUAAUCACAGCCUUAGCUAUGCAAACCAAAGAAGCCUGCCAGGACCAAGCCCUGAUUUCCACCAUAGUUGUGCCUAUCCUGGAGACCACCGCAGCUCUGCUAAGGCAGGGAGAAGGGGUUCUCUCCAACCCUCACCAUGUGGCCUUGGCAUUCAGCAUUCUCCUGACGGUCCCACUAGACCAUCUGAAGAUGGAGGACUAUGGCAGUAUCUUCCUGGGAGUCCAUGAAGUGCUCUUCUCUAUUCUGCAGUGUCAUCCAAAGGUUAUGUUAAAAGCAGCACCAUCUUUCCUGAACAGCUUCCAUCGUCUGGUGGUUUCUGUUAUGCACGAAGGGCGUCAGAAAGGAGACAGAGUCAACACAGACGAAUAUGAAAUGGCGUUGAAAUGUGCACACUUGGUGGAACGAAUGUAUACUCAUAUUGCUGCAGAAACAGAAGAAUUUACUGUGUUUUCUGCCUUCAUUGUGGCCCAAUAUGUGACUGAAUUGCAGAAGGUGACUUUGCACCCAGCUGUGAAGAAGCAUCUCACCGAGGGGAUCUAUCGCAUCCUUGACCUUUGCAUUGAGCGAGACGUCAAGUUCUUAAAUGCGUCGCUGCCGGCAGGUGUAAGGGAAGUCUUUAAAGAUCUGUACAGUGAUUACAACCAUUAUCACAAAGCUAAAAGACAAGGGGAGGAAAAAUAUACUGCCUGAUGAAUUGUGUCCGGUGCUGCGUGAUCAGGCACGAUGUGAUCUUGUGCAGCGCUCAGAAAAUCCUCAGUGGCCAAUUGAUUUGAACUGCCUAGAAGGAUCCAAAGGGUUUCACUUAAACGUGGAUUGCAUCUGUGUCUCUACAGUCAGCCUUUAUCCCGGGGGGAGAGGGGAUGUUGGCAGGAGCAGGUACCUCCUGGGUGUUUUUCCCCUGUCUGUGGCGUGUGGCAGAGUUGCUGUGGCCGUGCAGGCCUGGGCCCUGGGGAGCUUGCGCUGCCCUGCUGCGCUGCCCUGCUGCAGGCUCUGCAGGCUGUGCAACUGUGCAGCCCAGCAGGGCUGUUGUGUGAGCAACACUCUGGGGCAGGAAAGCUGCACGGGUUMAUUCCUGCUCUUGCUUACAUGGUAAGCACAAUUAAAUGCGGUUAAAGCACAUCUGGUUUUGUGCCAUAUUAUUUUACAUUGGUACUGAGGAAAUGUGUGGAUGUUGUACAUCUGUACAGGCGGCUACUCUUACAAUACUGUGGAAAAACAGUAAAAAAAAUGGAAAACUUG
This is a messenger RNA of Nothoprocta perdicaria, 5234 nucleotides long. RefSeq names its product URB2 ribosome biogenesis 2 homolog (S. cerevisiae) (gene URB2). The record is from RefSeq and is a predicted model, not a curated record. The coding region runs from base 63 to 4685 and encodes 1540 amino acids. NCBI's taxonomy places the organism in Eukaryota, Metazoa, Chordata, Aves, Tinamiformes, Tinamidae. The transcript is spliced from 9 exons. Gene Ontology annotation, biological process: ribosome biogenesis. Gene Ontology annotation, cellular component: nucleolus.